Messenger RNA from Onychostoma macrolepis, 5193 nucleotides. RefSeq names its product mannosidase, alpha, class 1A, member 1 (gene man1a1). The transcript has 12 exons. The record is from RefSeq and is a predicted model, not a curated record. NCBI's taxonomy places the organism in Eukaryota, Metazoa, Chordata, Actinopteri, Cypriniformes, Cyprinidae. Gene Ontology annotation, biological process: N-glycan processing; carbohydrate metabolic process. Gene Ontology annotation, cellular component: extracellular exosome; Golgi membrane; endoplasmic reticulum. The coding region runs from base 273 to 2138 and encodes 621 amino acids. Gene Ontology annotation, molecular function: calcium ion binding; mannosyl-oligosaccharide 1,2-alpha-mannosidase activity.
GGCCGAGGCUCGCUGUCAAUCACGGAUCUCUGCCAUUCCUUCCGUUCCGCCAACGAGACUUUACACAGAUGUGUUUCAGGCGUGAUCAGUUGAGGCGGUGGGACUCCGUUCGUGCAGUGGGAUCAACUUCUUUCAGAGGAUCUACCGUCUCCUAAUCGGACACCUUGAGUUCAAUGUAACAGGUAUCGUAAGCAGCGUAGGUCAAGGUGAUCGGCGAGUUACUUUGUGGUAGAAUUGAACACAUUUAGACGGGGUUUUAAACGCAGAAGAAAAUGCCUGUAGCUUCUCUCCUGCCUUUCACGGCCACUCCGAAUAGGAAGUCCGCCAGCCCGACCUCCUUCAGGCUCACUGAGAAAUUCAUCCUGCUUUUAGUGUUCAGCGCCUUCAUCACCCUGUGUUUCGGAGCUAUCUUCUUCUUGCCGGAUUCCUCUAAGCUGCUCAGCGGAGUUUUCUUCCGCUCGUCGUCGGUGGAGGCAGAGACGCGCACAGGUACGGUCAGUGACACGAGCACUGGCACGGGCAAGGAUGAGAAGAUCCUGGCCAAGAUCAGAAAAGACCACGAAAAGGCGCUGAUUGAGGCCAAGGACACCCUACAGAAACGGCCGGACGAGAUCAAGCAGGACAUCAACAACGACAAGGCGAAACUUGUGCUGAACGGACAGGGGAAAGGAGCGAAAGGUGACAGUUUGCCGUUCGUUCAGUACGCGCGGCCGCCUGGAGCAACAGGGCACGAACCCGCCGAUCCUGACGUUAAAGCGAAGAGAGCCAAGAUUAAAGAGAUGAUGCAGUUUUCUUGGGACAAUUACAAGCGCUAUGCCUGGGGCUCCAACGAACUGCGUCCUGUCUCUAAGCAAGGCCACUCCAGCAAUUUGUUUGGUAGUCUCAAAGGAGCCACCAUUGUGGAUGCGCUGGACACACUCUACAUUAUGGAGAUGUAUGACGAGUUUGAGGCUGCUACCGAGUGGGUGGAAAGGAACCUAGACUUUAACAUGAAUGCUGAAAUCUCCGUCUUUGAAGUGAACAUCCGUUUUGUUGGAGGCCUGCUGUCCGCCUAUUAUCUCUCAGGCAAAGAGGUGUUCAGGAGAAAAGCUGUUGAACUAGGAGAGAAGCUGUUGCCGGCUUUUAAGACCCCGACUGGCAUCCCUUGGGCUCUUCUCAACCUAAAGAGUGGGAUCGGCAGAAACUGGCCAUGGGCGUCAGGAGGAAGCAGUAUUCUCGCCGAAUACGGGACUCUGCAUUUGGAGUUCAUGCAUCUCAGCGAGCUUUCCGGGAGACCAGUUUUUGGCGAGAAGGUAAUGAACAUCAGAAAGGUGCUGAAUCGACUGGACAAACCUCAAGGAUUGUACCCGAAUUACCUGAACCCUAACAGUGGACAGUGGGGCCAGCAUCACGUCUCGGUUGGAGGCUUGGGGGACAGUUUCUACGAGUACCUGCUGAAGGCCUGGCUCAUGUCAGACAAAACUGACGAGGAGGGAAAGAAGCUUUACUACGAUGCCCUGCAGGCGAUUGAGAAGAAUUUGAUACGUAAGUCACAUGGAGGUUUGACGUAUAUCGCUGAAUGGAAAGGCGGACUUCUGGAGCACAAGAUGGGUCACCUGACCUGCUUCGCCGGUGGUAUGAUUGCUUUAGGGGCGGACGGAGACCCUGAUGAUAAGACUGGUCAUCAGAUGGAACUGGCGGCUGAGAUCGCCCGCACGUGUCACGAGUCUUACGCCCGAACAAGUAUGAAGCUGGGUCCCGAGGCCUUCCGUUUCGACGGCGGCGUAGAAGCCAUCGCCACGCGGCAAAAUGAGAAGUACUUCAUCCUGAGACCAGAGGUCAUCGAGACGUACAUGUACAUGUGGAGGUUCACCCACGACCCCAAAUACAGACAGUGGGGCUGGGAAGCGGUGCAGGCUCUGGAGAAGUACUGCAGGGUGGAAGGGGGUUACAGCGGAGUGAGAGAUGUCUACGCUAACACUCCCAACCAUGAUGACGUGCAGCAGAGCUUCUAUCUGGCUGAAACACUCAAGUAUCUGUAUCUUUUGUUCUCCGACGAUGACCAUUUGCCCUUCGAACACUGGGUGUUCAACACAGAGGCCCAUCCUCUUCCCGUCAUUAAGAAACAGAACCUAGAAAUAGAAAACCAUCUCAAGUAAUCUUCAUCCGACCCCAAAGCGCCACUGAGACAUAACUUCCCAGACCUGCUUUAACAGUGGACAAGAGCUAUGGACGCAAAACCCCUGUGGCUGGAGAGUUCCUGUCCUCCAGAAAUUUGCUGGAGCUUCAUGUGUUUCUCCACAGCCAUCUCCCCCUCUUCCGUCUCUUCUUGGGAUUCUGCAUGCUGCCCCUGUCCCCGAUCUCUAUCCCUGACGCUAUGGACACGUCUCUGAACCUCAGAGACACAGGAGGACCAUAUUUCCUCUGUGAGGAGACCGGACCAGAUCGUUUUCCAUUGUACUUGCCCUCUCACACACGUUAUAAAGCCAUAGGUAAUUUAAAUUGCAUUGGCAUCCUUGUGUUUUUUGCAUCAUGUGCGUUUACAGGAGCGAAGACAAGAGAUCCACUGAACUUCGCCAUAUCUUGCUGUCUGUUUCUUUCGGGAUGAGGUUUGGUUCGGUAUUUUGAGGCUUUAUUCGACAGCAAGGUAGUGAAACCAAGUCAACUAGUGCCUUUUAGUCUUACUGAUCAUUUUAGUCAAGUUUUAAUAGCAACACUCUAUUUAUUUUCGCUGUGACCGAAGGUAUCUUCCUACUGGCCUACAGCCCUCUUACCCUCGUGAUGGAUGUAAGAAUCAGUCGUUUAUCGUUCAUUCCUCUACAUUUGUGAGCUUACUUUGUUUCAUAAAAUGUGUACAAAAUGUGUUUUGAUUGUUUACUUACUUAAUGGAGGCAGAGACUUUUUAUCUUAGACAUGUAAAAUAGAGUGCUUUGUUAAUUUAUUACUCAAGAUAUAGGGUUUUUGUCUUUUUUCAGUGUGGAGGGUAGGAAACUAUGGAGCCCCUAAAGGAGACAUGAUAAUAGGAAAAAAAUAUGUGAGAGGGAAAAAUUACAUUUUCAAUGCUUUUGCGUUCCCUUGCAAAACUAUUGCAUUUUCCUGAGAUGCUUUGCGUUCACUCACAAACACACUGAAAUAUAAUUUUUCUUUCUAACUUUUUAUUUUUAUUUUUUUUUUUAUCAAAAAAAAAAAACACACAAAUUCAGAAUUUUUGUUAGUGAAUGCAAUUUAAAAAAAAAAUUUUUUUUCAAAAGUUUUGCGAGCAAACAAAAGUGCCACGAGUAAAUACAACAGUUCCUCUGUGGAAUGCAAAACCUUUUGUGAGUGAACACAAAGGUUUUGCGAACAAGCGUAAAAGUUUCUCUGUGGAAUACAAAAGCUUUUGUAGGCGAACACAAAAGUUUCACAAAUGAGAGCAAAAGUUUCUCUGUGGAACGCACAAGUUUUGCAAGUUAAUGCAAAAGUUUCGCGAGCAAUCAACAUUUCUUAGGAAUGCAAAAAAAAAAAAACAACGUAAAGUUUGUGGUACACAAAACUUUUUGUGAGCGAAUGCAAAAGUUUUGCGAACAGGUACAAAAGUUACUUUCACAGGCGAACACGAAACUUUUGCAAGAAAACAAAUUUUUCCAGGGGAAUACAGAGUUUUGUGAAUUAACACAAUUUUUGCGAGCAAACGCAAAGUUUCUUAAAGUAACAAACAUUUUUGUGAGUGAACCCAAAAGUUUCUUGAGGGACUGCAAAGAUUUUGUGAGAACACAUAAGCAUUAAAAUAUAAUUUUUCCUCCCAUGUAAUCACCAUGUCCCUUUAGGAGCUCUGUAGUAAACCACGAUGAAGCUGCUUGAAUCCAUUGGAAAAGUGUUUUAUUAGGACAACACGGGCAGCAUCAGUCAAAAAGGGGAGGGAAUAUAUUUGUAUGAAUGUACCACCAAAUGUGAAUUGAACAUACUUUGGCCUAGUUGUUGUGAUUUUUAUCAUUUUAUCUGUUUGUUUGUUUAUUUGUUUGUUCAUUCGUUCGUUUGAUUUAUCAUGAAAGCACAAAGUUGUGAAUCAGUAUGUUUGGGUUCUCCAUGAAGAAAAGAAUAGGAAUAUUACUGUAGGACAGCGUGACAGCACAAGUGAGGAAUUUCGAUGAAUAAAGAUGCAAAACAAUGAAUGCAAAGCAGUCCACUGCACUGGAUACACACACACACACAAAAGAAUCGCAUACACUACAUCUAUUACAUAGCCACAUUCUAAUUCAUAGAGGAAUGGACCAAUUCCCAUCUUAUUAGUAUGUUUUGGGAAUUUGACACGACAAAUUUGAGGUUUGUGGAGUGGGGCUAAUGCUAGCGUCUACAUUUAGACAGUGUUCCCAAAACUACACAAGACUAAACUACCCUGCUGAACUAGCACGGUGUGGCGCUUUAACCUAUGUAUAAUACUAGAGGAUCUACUUGGAAAUAAAUACCUCACAGAGAUUCCUCUCUUGAGGCCAGCGACUGCAACGCUUGACAUGGUAUUUCUCUGCUUUGUGUGCGCUAACGAACAGCGUACUGUCAGUUAGGAGCCGCAAUAUAUGAAAGUACCAUCAUCUCGAGGGAGGCCCGUCAUAAAACACUGUGACACUGUAGAUAAGACAUCGCGCUCACUGUAUUCACGAUACUGCGAAUCUAAACGAUGUUUAGCACUGCCGCGGCUUAGCGCGGACUAGCGAUUUGUGCUGUCUCUUUAGUGAAAGUGAUUCCUCAAGCUGUGACUGAGAGUCCGCAGCGACUCUUAGGUGACAUUCGGGAACAGACGUUUCCUCGCAUCUGGUUACGAUACGCAGAAUAGGAGAUGUGCUUUUCAGAUUAAGAAUUUGUUGUUUAAAUAUUGUGUUGAUGAUCUUGCAUAGAAAAUGCCUUUUUUGUUUGUGAUUCUUGUCGUUUAUUUCUUCAUGAGACAACCUCAGAAAUGUAACUGUACAAUAUUGCUGAUAAUCAUUCCAUUGCACAUAGUCUGAUUUGUUUUCGUUUUUUUCUUUAAUAUAUAUGCAAUUAAUUUUGUGGGAAAGUGUUUGGUUUUAUUGUUUUUUUCUUUAAUUUGUUUUUUAAUUGUACAUAUCUCAUUCUGGCAAACUGCCAGCCAUCAUUUAUAUAAAUCUUAUGAUCUUAUGUAAUAAAUUAUAUUAAAGAGCAGCAAAGGUUUUUGAUAAACUAUAUUUGUUACACUUAAAUUGUGAAUAAAACAAUCUUUUA